CAUAGUAUCCAUAUUUUUAUUAUCUAUUGGGACGACGUCGUCGUGAACGCUCGCACAUAUCGUACACUCACACCGUCCGGAAGAUGUGGAUAGCAACAUGGUGUUUGGGCUUCGUCUUGUUCUCGUGUCCCAAUUGCCUGUACGUUGGCAUCGGACUCGCAGCCGCCCAAAACAAAAACAACUGUGAUUCACAGGUAACCAAAAGUAAACCACAGAAUUUAACUGUUGCUAAUGUAACCAGUCGAACAAUAACAAUAACAUGGCUCGCACCAAAAGAUGGUGAGGAUCGAAUAACCAAUUACAAUCUUUAUUAUUCACAUGACAAUAACACAUAUGCAAGAUUAUUGGCAAAUACACACAUAUAUACAAUUGUAAAUCUCAUACCUUACACUGAGUACCAAUUACACAUUGUAGCCAAAUGCGAACAAUAUAUAAAAAGUGAAUCUUCAGAUACGAUAAUUCAAUAUACUGAUGUUGAUGGUCCAGGUCCACCAAUUAUUACAAAUGCUACAUGUGUACCAGGAACUAAUGGUACAUCUAUUUUCUUACAAUGGACUACACCUCGACUAUUUUAUAGAUCAGUGGAUGAAUAUAUUAUAUAUGUUUAUGAUACUUCUGAUAUUGUUAAGAAUUUCAACAUUUCAUUACCAAAAGACAGUAUCAAUUCAAAUCAUAACCAGUACAUUGUUCAAAACUUAACAGACAAUACCAUGUAUGAAUUAAAAAUAAAAGGAGCGACAAAAAGUUUCCUAGGCAAUCAUUUAAUUGAAGGUGAAGCUUCAGAACCUCGUUCUGUCUACUUACAUAAAGAUUGUGAUAAUGAUAAUACUUCGAAAAAUAAUCAUAAUUAAAUUGAAAAUACAAAAUCCCUUUUGAUUGGUUUAUGUUGCGUAUUGGGAUUACUAUUCAUUGUAGCUGUUGUUUUAUUAUUAUUGAAAAUAUUCAUUUUUGUUUAUAAACAUUAAUAUAACAUAUUUUUAAAUUAAA
Messenger RNA from Metopolophium dirhodum (rose-grain aphid), 987 nucleotides. Its product is annotated as tyrosine-protein phosphatase 99A-like. The record is from RefSeq and is a predicted model, not a curated record. Gene Ontology annotation, molecular function: protein binding. The transcript is spliced from 4 exons. Bases 84 to 851 code for a protein of 255 amino acids. NCBI's taxonomy places the organism in Eukaryota, Metazoa, Arthropoda, Insecta, Hemiptera, Aphididae.